AUGCGCACGUCCGCGCAUGCGCGCGAUCUCGUCCCUACGGCGUGCGCGGCGCGGCAUCGCUCUCGUCAUCGCGCGUCCCGUCGAUCGAUCCGAGUCGAAGCGACUUCACGGAGCGACGAUGCGAGCGACAAAGUCUUCGUGUUCAGCGCGCACAGGUACGAGCUUCCGACGCUUCGCUCGGCGCUUCCGCGCGCGGCGUUCACCGAGAGCAGACUCGAUGCCUCCACGGCCAAGCUCGCGAGUGGAUUCACCGCCGUCUGCGCGUUCGUGGACGACGACGUCGGGGUGGAGACGAUCGACGCUCUCGCGGACGCUGGCGCGCGGUUGGUGUUGAUGCGAUGCGCCGGCGUGGACAACGUCGCGCUCGAUCGGGCGCGUGAACGAGGGUUGAGCGUCAUGCGCGUGCCCGCGUACGACCCGCUGAGCAUUAGCGAACACGCGGCGGCGAUGAUGAUGUCGCUGAAUCGACAUUUGAGCGAAUCCAGAGACAGGUUACGGUUGGGCAACUUCAGCCUGAACGGGCUCGUCGGGACGUCGAUGCGAGGGAAGACGGUUGGAAUCGUCGGAACCGGGAAGAUCGGACGCGGGUUCGCGAAAAUAUGUCACGACGGGUUUCAAAUGCGAGUCUUGGGUUUCGACAAGUUUCAAAAGGAUGACUUUCAGGGAGAAUACGUCUCGCUCGAUGAGCUGUAUGCGCAGUCAGACGUGAUUUCACUUCAUCUUCCACUGACACCCGAGACGAAGGGUUUAAUCAACAAGAAGACGAUCGAGAAGCUGAAGGAGGGGGUGAUAUUGAUAAACACCAGUCGCGGCGCGCUCGUUGAGGCUCGAGCGGCGAUCGAUGGGCUUGUGUCAGGACGCAUCGGAGCGCUGGGCUUGGAUGUGUACGAAAACGAGAAUAAAUUGUUCUUCAAGGAUUUCUCCUCGCUCGGCACCAAGGAGAGAAUGCUGGCGUGGGACGAGACGAUGGCCAUUCUGGGGAGUAUGCCGCAGGUUCUCGUGACCCCGCACACGGCGUUCUUGACCAGGGAGGCGCUUAAUGAAAUCGCGACUACGACGGCGAACAAUUUGGCCGCCUUCUUCGCCGCCGACGCGCCCCUACGAGGCGACAGCAUCGUCGUCGACGCGCGUGAGUGA
Messenger RNA from Ostreococcus tauri, 1137 nucleotides. Its product is annotated as D-isomer specific 2-hydroxyacid dehydrogenase,NAD-binding. Gene Ontology annotation, molecular function: NAD binding; oxidoreductase activity, acting on the CH-OH group of donors, NAD or NADP as acceptor. NCBI's taxonomy places the organism in Eukaryota, Viridiplantae, Chlorophyta, Mamiellophyceae, Mamiellales, Bathycoccaceae. The transcript has a single exon. Bases 1 to 1137 code for a protein of 378 amino acids. The record is from RefSeq and is a predicted model, not a curated record.